This is a messenger RNA of Homalodisca vitripennis (glassy-winged sharpshooter), 2038 nucleotides long. RefSeq names its product dihydrolipoyllysine-residue succinyltransferase component of 2-oxoglutarate dehydrogenase complex, mitochondrial. Gene Ontology annotation, cellular component: oxoglutarate dehydrogenase complex. The transcript is spliced from 8 exons. Gene Ontology annotation, biological process: tricarboxylic acid cycle. The coding region runs from base 94 to 1368 and encodes 424 amino acids. Gene Ontology annotation, molecular function: dihydrolipoyllysine-residue succinyltransferase activity. The record is from RefSeq and is a predicted model, not a curated record. NCBI's taxonomy places the organism in Eukaryota, Metazoa, Arthropoda, Insecta, Hemiptera, Cicadellidae.
AAUCAUUUUAUAAAUAUAUUAUGUAAACAUAUAGUUUAUCCUAUAUUUACACAUUUUAAUUAAUUUAAUGUUUUUAUGCUUUCAGCCUAACAAAUGAUCUGCACUGUCAAACACUUGGUACAAAGUAGUAGGCAUUUCCGCUCUUCAGCAAUAUUGUUGGAGGACAGAAUAGUUACGGUCCCACCUUUCGCUGAAUCGGUCUCGGAGGGAGAUGUGAGGUGGAAUAAGGCUGUUGGAGACUCGGUUGGAGUCGAUGAAGUUGUCUGUGAAAUCGAAACUGAUAAGACAUCAGUGCCAGUGCCGUCACCAGGUGCUGGAGUCAUAGAGGAGCUGUAUGUGGAGGAUGGCACAAGUGUCAAGGCCGGGCAGAAGCUGUUCAAGCUUAAGCUAGGACCAGGAGGAGCUAAGCCAGAAGCCAAGCCAGCUGCUGCUGCUGCUCCUGCUCCUGAAGCUGCUGCUCCACCACCACCUCCUCCUCCCCCCACCCCAACCAUCACUCCUGCUGCUGCUGCCCCUCCUCCACCCCCGCCAAAGGCCACCCCACCACCCCCUGCUGCACCCAUGGCUUCCAUUCCAGUGGCAGCUAUUCGCCAUGCUCAGGCCAUAGAGGCUGCUACUGUCAAACUGCCCCCUGCUGACCCCACAAGUGAGAUAUCUGGCACUCGGACAGAACAGAGGGUCAAGAUGAACCGUAUGCGGCUGCGAAUUGCACAACGACUCAAGGAGGCACAGAACACGAAUGCGAUGCUCACUACUUUUAAUGAGCUGGAUAUGAGUGCAAUAAUGGAGUUCCGAAAGACACACCAAGAAGCUUUCCAGAAGAAGCACGGACUGAAACUUGGGUUCAUGUCUGCAUUCCUGAAGGCCUCAGCCUAUGCUCUGCAGGAUCAGCCGAUUGUCAAUGCUGUUAUUGAUGGCAAUGAAAUAGUCUACAGAGACUAUGUAGAUAUCUCAGUGGCAGUGGCUACUCCUAAGGGGCUGCUGGUACCUGUCCUGCGCAAUGUAGAGAGCAUGUCUUAUGCCGACAUUGAGAAGGGCAUCAAUGCUCUAGGUGAGAAAGCACGCAAAGGUCAGUUAGCAGUAGAGGACAUGGAUGGUGGCACAUUCACUGUCAGCAAUGGAGGCGUAUUUGGCUCGCUCAUGGGUACUCCGAUCAUCAAUCCCCCGCAGUCGGCUAUACUCGGUAUGCACGCCACAUUCGAGCGACGCGGACCGGUCGCCAUCAAGGGGCAGGUGGUGAUCAGGCCCAUGAUGUACAUCGCUCUGACCUAUGAUCACCGGCUGAUUGAUGGUCGUGAGGCUGUGCUGUUCUUGCGCAAGAUCAAGGCUGCUGUAGAGGAUCCCAGGAUAAUCAUCGCAGGAUUGUAAAACUUAGUGAACCGUAGUGACUGAGUUGCGCGGUUUCUGCGAUAAGUCUAGUUCGUUUCUGAUGACUACACAUGAGGAAAGAACAAAGCACUAAAGCCAGACCAUCAAUAAUUAAUCAAAUGCAGAAAUUGUCCUGUAACAUGUCAACCCUGCUAAGGCAAAAUCCAAAUGUCUCUAAAGACGGUAUUGAUCUGUUAUUUAUAAAUUAAAAAUACUAUCGGAUACUUUUAACAAUCGUCGUCAAACCUAAAUGUUAAUUGCGAAAUGUGUUCAACUAAUUGGUGUUUGGUUUGGUUGGUCGCAAACCCACUCAUUUCAACUGCACUGUCUCAAGUAUUAUCGUAGUAUAAAUUAGAUUAUUUGUUAAUGUUCUACUAAUGUUUUAUAAAUUUUAAAUAUACACUAUAGUUAUAAAUCUGUUUAUUAUCGAAAGAAUUGUAUUAUUUGAUAAUUGUUUUAAUAAAAUAUAUCAAUCUAAGGGAGUUUCUUUCAGAUUGUGACCAAAACUCAGUUUUAUUGAAUGAUUUUGCGCCAAAGCAACACCAUUAGUAGUGAAUAUUUUUGUUGUUACUUAAUUUUAUUCUCUAUUUUUUAUGUCGUUCAAAGUUAUUGUGAACCUUAUUAACUUAUUAUUUAAGUUGUAUAUUAUUAAAUUAUUUGUAGAUACUCA